AUGGAGUCUGAGUUCAAGAAUUAUGAAGAAGAAACACCUUUUCUGCACUGGGGGAUGGAUCCUGUAUUUUCUGCAUUUGCAAGACUCUAUAUUAAAGAUAUAAAAGAAAUGAGAGAAUCUAAACAAGUGCCAGGUAUAUUCUUUUAUAACGGACAUCCAGUAAGACAGGUGGAUGUCGUUGGGAUAGUGGUUCAAAUGAAAGAGCGAGAUGCCUUUUAUAGUUAUGGAGUGGAUGAUAGUACUGGAGUUAUAAAUUGUGUCUGCUGGAAAAAUCCCAUGGUAGCAGAAACAUCUUUAUCAGGUCGUCCAAGCACACCCAGCAGUCUUGCUGUGCUUGAACAGAUGAAGAAACUCCAAGAAAUGGUGAGCCAGAAAACCAAGCUGGAGAUCGGGGAUAUUGUCAGGGUUAGAGGUCACAUGCGAACCUACAGGCAACAAAGAGAAAUUCAGGCUUCUUGUUUUUAUAAAGUGGAUGAUCCUGUGUGUGAUGUUCAGAUUUCAAGAAUGCUGGAGCUCCCCUGUCUCUAUAGAGAAGUUUAUGAUAAACCUUUCCAAGAUCCUGAGGAGGGACAGAGUGGCCUGGAGGGUCAGAAUUUCUCAAUCAAUAUGCUGCAUGACAAAGUGAAAAGCUUUCUAUUAGAAAACAAAAUUCAGACCUUUUACCAACAGGAGUUGGAAACAAUUGAUACUCUGGUGUCGCUGGCUGGUAUGCAUCUACCCAGUCCCAGCUGUCAGGAGGUGAAGUCAAAAAGUGACUCCAGUUCCAAAAGGAUUCACAGUGUUUUUAAGGAAGCAAUAAGGAUGCUACAAGAAAAAGGGGUGGUUUUCCAGAAACCUAGUAGCUCCAAGGACUUAUACCAUGUGACUGACCAUGACAAGGAGCUGCUUAAAGUGACCCUUGAUGUGAUUAAAGAAGACUGUCGAAAACCCAGGCAUGCUGAAAAAGGCUGCCAUUUCCUUCAUGUCCUGAGUUGUGUUCGGCAGAGCUACAACCCCUCUCUGGCUGAAGAGGUGAUGCACCGUGUCUUGGAACUGCUGGAGAGUAACAGUGAUAUUAUCAGCACUAUGGAAGGAUAUUACAUGGCAUUUUAA
This is a messenger RNA of Fulmarus glacialis (Northern fulmar), 1092 nucleotides long. RefSeq names its product oligonucleotide/oligosaccharide-binding fold containing 1 (gene STN1). Gene Ontology annotation, cellular component: site of double-strand break; chromosome, telomeric region; CST complex. The record is from RefSeq and is a predicted model, not a curated record. Lineage: Eukaryota; Metazoa; Chordata; Aves; Procellariiformes; Procellariidae. The coding region runs from base 1 to 1092 and encodes 363 amino acids. Gene Ontology annotation, biological process: double-strand break repair via homologous recombination; DNA replication; nucleotide-excision repair. The transcript is spliced from 9 exons. Gene Ontology annotation, molecular function: single-stranded telomeric DNA binding.